UCGCGGUCCGGUGGACCCACAUAUUUGGUCCCAGUUUUUCUCCUUGGUAGGGCUGCUGCAUGGACUUAUUCAUGAUGAACUGUGAGUUACUGGCUACAUGCAGUGCGCUGGGUUAUCUGGAGGGCGAUAUUUACCACAAAGAACAAGACUGCCUUGAGAGUGUGAAGGAUCUCAUUCGCUACCUGCGACAUGAGGAUGACACACGGGACAUCAGACAGCAGCUGGGAGCAGGACAGAUUCUUCAAAAUGACCUCUUACCUAUCAUCACCCAGCACACAGAGGACAAACCGCUCUUUGAUGCCUGUAUCAGGCUCAUGGUGAACUUGACCCAGCCAGCGCUGCUCUGCUUUGGAAAAGUUCCAGACGAUCCGGCGUUCCGACAUCACUUCCUGCAAGUGACAUCGUACCUUCAGGCCUAUAAAGAGGCGUUUGCAGAUGAGAAAGUUUUUACUGUGCUGAGUGAGACGCUUUACAACCUUCUGCAACUGGGAUGGGAGGAAAGAGCUGAAGAACAUAAUUUACUGAUAGAGAGAAUAUUGCUGCUGGUGAGAAAUGUGCUGCACAUCCCCGCAGACCCCUACGAGGAAAAGAAUGUGGAUGAUGAUGCCAGUGUUCAUGAUAAACUGUUGUGGGCGCUUCACAUGAGUGGACUGGAUGAUCUGCUCAAGUUUCUGGCCUGUGCUCAGAGUGAACAGAAGUGGAGCUUCCACAUACUGGAGAUCAUCUCACUCAUGUUCAAAGAUCAGACUCCUGAGAUGUUGGUGAAUGCAGGACAAAUGCGUUCAGCCGAGGAAAAACAGAAAGAUGCAGAUGAACUGGAACUGCUGAGAAGAAAAGAGCUGGCAGCAAAACGCUGCCGUAAUCUGCAAAGAGGCAACAGACACUCUCGCUUCCGUGGCUCAUAUGUCAUUGAAGGACUGAAAUCCAUUGGUGAGAAAGAUGUGAUUUUUCAUCAAGGACUUCACAAUUUUAUGAACUAUUCUCAUGAUGUGGGAAAGGGUGUGAGACGUGUGCCCAAACGAAAACAGAUCGCUCGAGACUCAGAGAGGCAGCGGCGCUCUGCAUUAAACGUACGUCUCUUCCUGCGUGAGUUCUGCAUCGACUUUUUAGAGAACUGCUACAAUCGACUCAUGUACCUGGUAAAGAUCCUACAAAACCUGAUCAUCCUUCUGAGAGUUUCCCAGUUCUUCCCAGUCCACAGCACUACGAUGGCUGACACAACGUGGCGAAUUCCAUGCAAGGGGACGAAUCAGCUGAUACAAUUAGCUUUUUCUAAGGAGGAUCUCAUCCGUGAGCGGGCCCAGCAGCAUGAUGAGACGUAUUACCUGUGGGCGUUAACCUUCUUCAUGGCCUUUAACCGUGGUCAGAACUACAGACCGGACCUUGUAUCAGAGACUAUGUCCAUCCGCACCUUUCAUUUCAUUGAGAGGAACAUCACUAACUACUAUGAGAUGAUCCUCACAGACCGCAAAGGUGCCACAUCUUGGUAUCGCAGGUCAGUCAACACUUGUGCUCCUUUAUAA
Molecule: messenger RNA, 1523 nt
Organism: Triplophysa rosa
Lineage: Eukaryota; Metazoa; Chordata; Actinopteri; Cypriniformes; Nemacheilidae
Gene: timeless
Product: timeless circadian clock
Exons: 13
Coding region: 60-1523 (487 amino acids)
Biological process (GO): replication fork arrest; DNA repair; DNA replication checkpoint signaling
Cellular component (GO): replication fork protection complex
Molecular function (GO): DNA binding
Source: RefSeq, a predicted model, not a curated record